AUGGGGGUCACGACGUCCAGGCCUUCGUGCUGCUAUAGCAGCAGCUGCUCGGACUGUGGUAUCAGCCGCUUACUCAGGCUGUUGCGCAGUGUAGUAUACUUCUUUCAGUGGAAGAUUGAAUCUGUUGAAAGAGACCGGGCACAGCUGGAAGGUGAGCCCAACACCAAGAUUGUAAAAGGUAUUGUGACAAGCUGUGGCAAUGACUAUGGCUGGAUAGAAGACUGUGUCUUCUUCAGCACUGAUGUUGUGAUCGGCCCUCUUCCUCUUCAAGCUGGAGAUAAAGUUUUGGCUUUUGUGGAGGAAGACCCACUGUCACAUGACUUGAAAGCAACCGAAGUAUGUGUCUUCUCUGAAGAUGAUAAGCCUAGAGAUCCAGACUCCAAGAUUCAUGAUUUGUCUGUGUGUGUUUCCCUCGUGAAGAAAGACAUGAUCUACAUCGCCGAUGAGUACUACUUCUACCUGGACAGCAUUUCUAAAGCUAUCUUAGGUUUUACACCAUAUGAAGGGGACUGGCUAGAUAUUGAGUAUUCUGCAGAAGAAGGAUCGCCAAAGAUCUCAAUACACUCACUGAAGGCCACACAGUGUAGGCGCCUGGAGGAGGUCCGUAUAACUAGCAUGCACAGACGACAAGGAGUGUUGAAUCAUACCAUCUUCUUCACCUUAGAAUCACUGAAACGCCCCGUGGGCUACACCCCUCAUGCAGGCCAACUUGUCAGCGCGGUGAUAGUGCAAAGCAUCCGGCCCAACUACAACUGGAGGGCAAUCUCCAUGACUCCAGUGCUCAUGAUAAGGGGUCGAUGUCAGGGACCUGGUGGGAUGAUUGGGCCCCAGAUGGUGGAGUUCCGGGACUCGGGUACAUGA
Molecule: messenger RNA, 861 nt
Organism: Cricetulus griseus (Chinese hamster)
Lineage: Eukaryota; Metazoa; Chordata; Mammalia; Rodentia; Cricetidae
Source: RefSeq, a predicted model, not a curated record